Papaver somniferum (opium poppy) is the source of this 1695-nucleotide messenger RNA. RefSeq names its product F-box protein CPR1-like. The record is from RefSeq and is a predicted model, not a curated record. Bases 83 to 1375 code for a protein of 430 amino acids. Gene Ontology annotation, molecular function: protein binding. The transcript is spliced from 2 exons. Lineage: Eukaryota; Viridiplantae; Streptophyta; Magnoliopsida; Ranunculales; Papaveraceae.
GUUCUUUUUCUAAACCUAAACCCCGAACUCUUUUUCCUUUUCUCUUCUCUGCAACAAAAAAGGAGAAAGAAGCGGCAAAACGAUGUCGAUAUCAAUUUCAAGUGCUCCGGAAGACAUCUCUCAAGAGAUCUUAUUGAGGUUACCAGUGAAAUCUCUUCUGAGAUCCAAAUCCAUCAGUAAGUAUUUCAAUUUCUUAAUCCGCAGCUCUAAUUUCAUCAAGAAACACCUUAAUCAUAGCAUCCAAAAAAACAAUGUCACAUUUAUUUUCCCAAACUAUGAUCUCAGGGAAACUCAAUUCAUUUCAUUAAACCCUUUAUUAGAUUCUCCAUCUGCUAAACCUGAUGGGUUUGUGACAAAUUCUAGACAUUUCUCAUUCAUAAAAUCGGGUUGGAAAAUUGAUUAUUUCUGUGGUUCAUCUAAUGGCUUGUUAUGCGUAUGCUGUAUUAAUACUCGUGUCAGUGAAGAUUUAGAUGAGGUAGGUUGUUGCCUUAGUGAUGAUGAUGAUAUCAAAGAGGAACAGAUUUUUGUUUUGAAUCCGUCGACUAGGGAGUUUAAGAAAAUACUGGUUCCGCGAAGAGUGUGUAAUAGAGGGAUAAUGCUAAGAAGUUUAUUUUGGUUUGAUUAUGAUUGUAAGAUUGAUGAUUAUAAGGUUGUUAGAGUUGUGGAUUUUGGUGGAAGUGGGAAGGAGAGUUUUGAGGUUGAGGUCUAUACGUUGGGGUCGGAUUCGUGGAAAAGAAUUGGAAAUGUAUCUUACAAAUUUGAGAAGCAUCAUGGGGUGCUGGUUAGUGGUGCUCUGCAUUGGUUUGCUGUUUCCUCCGUGCAACAAUUGAAAGUACUGGUCUCUCUUGAUAUUGUUAAUGAGAGGUUUGUAGAGGUCUUACUGCCGAAAGAGCGUUUGACAUACCCAGAAGAACCUUUGGAGGAUGUUAAGUAUGUGAAAAAUGUGGGGGAGCUGGGAGGGCGUCUUUGUUUGCUUUUUCAUGUGUUUGGUGUUCGGGUUGAUUUGUGGGUGAUGCAAGAAUAUGGAGUAAGAGAUUCCUGGACUAAAAGCUUCACGAUAAUCGACGAGAGUAUUACCAAAACAUGCUCUUUGAGUCUGAAAUGGAAUUUUGUGGAUAAUAGGAUUUUGUUGCAGGCUGAUGACAAGUUAAUCUUAUAUGACCCAAAGAGCGAAAGAUGCAGAAAACUGACAGACUGCGAAUCUAAUAAGGAUGCAGUUAACUAUGUGACCAGCCUUGUCUCACUUAACUCUGGUAGAUAUUUUAAGCAAAGGAAGACCAAGAAGAGGAAGCGAUGGACCAUGGAGAACCUUACAAGUGAUGAAAUUAUGGAGUUAAUGAUCGACCGAGAUGCUCUUCGUGAUGAUUAUUACUGACGGAAGAUUCUGAUUGUGGAGGUAAUGGGAUCAUUGGCACAGGACCACCUACAGCCCAGGUCUUGCUUUUAUGGAUUUUGGUGUCUUCCCAUCCUUGUCAUUCUGGACAACACAGGUGUCCAGAGGAAAGGUGUUCUGAAUAUUGAUACCAACUACGGGACCAUGAAGCUCCUAGAAACGUUUCUGAAUUUUGUUGAUAGGUAAAAAAUCUUAUUUUAUACAGGAUGCAGCAUAUGGUUAUUUCCUUUACUAGAAUUGCGAGGUUCUUUUUCAAGUAAACGAUGUUAUUUUCUUUCUGAAGAAUGUUAUGUUCUUUUCUA